AUGACUGCGACUACACACUUGAUGACAACGACGGUGGUUACCGUGGUUGCCGUUAUCACUGCCAUCUCGACGUUCACCGCUCUUGCCAUUGUUGGCUACAUUGUGAACGACAUCAACAAAUUCUACGACCACACUAUCGAACAACUCGGUGAAUUUAAGGACCUGGCAAACACUGCAUGGCAUGAAAUGAGACCACAUCCGCACGACGCUUUCCGUCAGAGAAGAGCGAUCAUCGAAGGCCGCGUACGUCGUCAGUUCCCAGAUUUCUGCAACUGCGGUCCGCAAGCUGCUAAAUGUCCCGUGGGACCUCCUGGACCUCCAGGACCACCGGGAGAACCAGGAGAACCAGGCCUUCCUGGAGGAGUGGGUACAGCCGGUCACCAUGGAAUCUCGUUAUCCGGUACAGCCGGAGCAGCUGGUUGUAUCAAAUGCCCUGUUGGACCUCCAGGUCCACCCGGUCUAGACGGCCCUCCGGGUCCACCGGGACCAAAUGGAGAACCAGGAACCGCUUCCGUGGGUGGUGCCCAUGGUACACCAGGACCCGCUGGACCAGCAGGCGAUCAAGGACCGCCAGGAUUACCAGGACCCCCAGGGCCUCCGGGAGCUCCUGGAAAACCAGGCCAAUCUGGAAAAGGUCUACCAGGGCCUCAAGGAGUUGCUGGUCCACCUGGUCCACCAGGUGCUCCUGGACCUAAUGGGUCUAAUGGAAUGGCUGGAACACCUGGUCCAAUGGGACCACCGGGGGCACCAGGAAAUCCUGGAGCACGUGGAACAGAAGGACCUCCAGGAAUGGAGGGAUCCAAUGGUCUACCUGGACACGAUGCCGAGUAUUGUCCAUGUCCACCGAGGUCAACGAAAUUCGAGCGACGUAGUGCCGAUGCUCUGCAAAGUUUCAGUGCUGGCAAUACAGAAAUUAACUCCUACAAUGUUAGACUGAGAGACGACGUGCACUGGGGAGCUACUCAUUCCAAUAGAAAACGUCAUCGCAAGCACAGACACUGA
This is a messenger RNA of Ostertagia ostertagi, 1002 nucleotides long. The record is from the annotation of a GenBank genome assembly. Lineage: Eukaryota; Metazoa; Nematoda; Chromadorea; Rhabditida; Trichostrongylidae.